Molecule: messenger RNA, 687 nt
Organism: Triticum aestivum (bread wheat)
Lineage: Eukaryota; Viridiplantae; Streptophyta; Magnoliopsida; Poales; Poaceae
Exons: 2
Coding region: 121-687 (188 amino acids)
Source: RefSeq, a predicted model, not a curated record
AACUUUGCAGUUAGCCCCCGAUCGACCGGCUCUGUCUUAUUUCGCACCGUGGAAUCAUCGAUACCUUUCUGUCUCGCGACAUGGGAGGCGACCUGGCGGCGGCGCUGCGCUACUCCGGUGAUGACCGGAGGCGAUGGAGCAGCUGCAGCCACGGCUGGCAUGGAGAACACGAGGAACGAGCCCGCUCGCAAGGGGCCGAAGCUCCGGCGACCAAACGAUCCUCCUGCCCGCUAUGGUCCGCUUGAGGAGGAACUCACAGUAGAAAUCAAUUAUAGCGGUUUUUUGUGUGGAUUUGGGGCCGCGAAGAGCUAUGUUGAUGGCAAGCAAGCAAGAUUUGAUGGCUGUGAAGCAGAUACUUGGUCACCUCUGUGGCUGACAGAUUUCAUGGAGCAGCUAGGUUAUCGUGAUCGGGAUAAGUAUACUUUGUACUGGCUUCUCCCUGGAAUGGAUCUCGGAUCAGGACUCCGCAUUAUAGACCGAGAUGUUGACACAAUGCAUAUGAUUGUUGUUGUUCCUAAAUUUCAAUACUUUCAGAUUUUUGUGGACCACAAAGAUAUGGAUUUUGAUGAUGUUGUUGUAAUUGAUGAUGUCGUGAUUGGUGGCGCUCCUAGUUCAAGGAAGUACGAGCAGCAAGUAGUGGCAAGUCUCCAGCUAGGCAGCAACAACAUAGCAAUGCGCAUGAGCUGA